CCGCGAAAAAUCCCGAACCGGCCUCAGCCCUCGAACCCAAACCGUUACCGGUUCAAACCCUCUUCCCUAAAAUUCCCAUCAGACCAUCAAAGCUUUCGAAAGCCCAAACACCGACGGAUUGCAUCUUUUUCUUCGCACCGCGAAGAAAUCAGAUCUUCCCUCUCAAAUAAAACCUAGGGUUUCCGUACAUUCUAGGGUUAGGGUUCCGUUUUCCAUUUUCUUCCUCCUCGAUCUUGAAAUCCGAGGAUUAGGGCUUCCGUUUCCGAUUGCCGCCAUGGACGGAAUCGAUCUUCGAGUUACAGAGACUGGAUAGCUCCUUGCACGGAAAUGGACGAGGUCUGGGAGAGAGCUGUUGAAACGGCGUUAGACGGCCAGUCUGACUGCUCUUCUGCUCGAACCCUAACCCUAGAUGGCGUUGUUAAAUGUCUCCAUGGCCGUUUGCCGCCGCCUGGCUUGCUCGAGAAAUUCCAAGCCCUUGAGCACCUCUCAAUCGCCAACAUCGGGGUGUCGUCGCUCGAGAAGUUCCCACGCCUUCCCAAUCUCCAGAAGCUCAUCCUUUCAGACAACCGCAUCGCAGGUGGUCUCGAAUUCCUGGUCGAGGCGGGCCUUGGAGCUCUCCGCGAUCUGGACCUUUCCAACAACCGUAUCCAGUUCAUUGAGGAUCUGGCCCCGCUUGCACAGCUGAAGCUUGUCUCACUUGAUCUAUAUGAGUGCCCAGUUACUCGUGUCAAAGACUACAGGUCGCAGGUCUUUGGCAUGAUCAGAUCUUUGAAGUAUUUGGAUAAGAUGGAUGCAGACGAGAACGAGCGGCCAGAGUCGGAUGAAGAGGAUGAAGAUGAGGAGGAGGAGGAGGAUGACGAUCCGGGUAGUGGGGAGGUCGAUGGUGAGGAUCGGACGGGGAAGUUGAUUAACGGCAGGGCUGAUGAAGGGAUUGUGGAUGCUGAUGAUGAUGAAGAGAGUGAUGCAGAUGAGGAGGAGACGGCAACAAAUGGCUCAGACAGAGCAACCCAUCAUAUGACGAAUGGGUUUCGGGUGGCGGCUUCUAUGAAUGGCGUGAAUGUAGAUGAGGAUGAGGAAGAUGUGGAGGAUGAAGAGGAUGAAGAUUUGGGGGAGGAGAUUGAUGAGGAAGAGGGAGAGGACGAGGAUGUUGUUGAAGUUCAUGAGAUUGAGGAUAGCGAGGAGGAUGAAGAUGGGGUUGAAGAGGAUGAGGACGAGGAUGAUGAAGAUGAGGAUGAAGAGGAUGUGGAAGAUGAAGAGGAUGAUGGAGAAGAGCCAGGGAGCACAGGAAGGUUGACAAGCACAGAAGGGGAGAUUGAUGGGCACGACCAGGGAGAGGAAGAUGAGAAUGGUGAGAUUGGGGAAGAGGACGGGCAGGGAGUUGAAGAAGAUGGAGAGUACGAAGAAGAUGAUGGUGAGGGUGAGGAUGAGGAAGAGGAUUUUGGGAUGGAGUACUUGGUGCAGCCCAUUGCUCCUCCUCCGGAGGAGGCUGUAGGCAGCGAUCUGGAUGCUGGCAAUGAAGAAGAUGGGGAAGAAGAGGAAGUGGAAGAUGAAGAUGAUCACUGCAGCGCUCAGCCACAGCCACAGCCACAACCACAGCCACAGCCACAGCAGCCUUCUUCAUCUCAGGUCAAGAGAAAAAGAGGCGGUGAUGAUGGUGGUGAUGAUGAUGAUGAUGAUGACAGUGUGGAGGAUGCAAAGUUGUCAAGGAACCAUUGAGGCUCCACGUGUGUAUAUGGAAUCUUGGUAGAGAGAGAAAUGGGGGGGCCUUAGUUAGAUUGUGUAGGUACACUUGUUAGCUCAAAAGACGUUAGAAAGAGUGGCUACUUUUGUUAGGAGAAGUAGAACGAGGGUUUGUGAGUAGUAGUAUUUAGUUCAAUUUCAAAAAGUCGUUAGUCUCUUGUCCUCACGUGCUUCUCCCCAUUUAGUGGCCGUUAUACUUUUUUCAAAUGGCAGUUACCUUGGUUUGAGGUUCCCCCGCGAAAGGAAAACAUUAAAAAAAAGAAAAAAAGGAAAAAAGACAGACCCCGCGGGUUUUGAAUUUUAUUCUUCUUUACCUCUCUUUUUUUCUUCUUCUUUUCUGUCAUGUAAGACAUGGGUAUAUGUGUAGAGUACUUUCAUCUGUUUUAUCCUGAAAUCAAAGGUCAGUAAGCUUUGCUAUA
Molecule: messenger RNA, 2159 nt
Organism: Magnolia sinica
Lineage: Eukaryota; Viridiplantae; Streptophyta; Magnoliopsida; Magnoliales; Magnoliaceae
Product: acidic leucine-rich nuclear phosphoprotein 32-related protein
Exons: 3
Coding region: 328-1716 (462 amino acids)
Cellular component (GO): nucleus
Molecular function (GO): histone binding
Source: RefSeq, a predicted model, not a curated record